Messenger RNA from Penicillium expansum, 1077 nucleotides. RefSeq names its product type I glyceraldehyde-3-phosphate dehydrogenase. Gene Ontology annotation, molecular function: NADP binding; oxidoreductase activity, acting on the aldehyde or oxo group of donors, NAD or NADP as acceptor; NAD binding. Gene Ontology annotation, biological process: glucose metabolic process. The record is from RefSeq and is a predicted model, not a curated record. Bases 1 to 1077 code for a protein of 358 amino acids. Lineage: Eukaryota; Fungi; Ascomycota; Eurotiomycetes; Eurotiales; Aspergillaceae. The transcript is spliced from 5 exons.
AUGGCUCCUGCAAUCCACGAUAUGCCUACCGGCCAAACAAGUCUGCCACCUGCUUGUAAUAUCGGCAUCAACGGCUUCGGUCGUAUUGGUCGCAACGUCCUCCGGGCUGCUCUCGUUCGAUCUGAUGUCCAGGUCGUCGCGAUCAAUCACACUUGCGUCACCGUCCAAGACCUUGUCUACCUGGUGCACUACGAUUCUUCGAUGGGCAACCUGGACGAGCGAGUCGAUAUUCAAAUCCUGUCAGAUACUCUAAUUACUAUUGAUGGAAAGCAGAUUGCUCUCACAUCCGAGCGGGACUUGAAGAAACUCGACUGGGCUUCCCUGGGAGCUGACUACGUCCUUGAAUGUACGGGUAAAUUCACGAAGCGAGACCUUGCCAUGGAACAUAUCACCUAUGGUAACGCCAAGCGCGUACUCAUUUCCGCGCCCAGCUCAGACGCACCCACCUUUGUCUACGGUGUGAACUCCCAUAAUUACACACCCAGUGAAGAGUGCCGUGUUAUUUCCAACGCAAGCUGUACAACCAACUGCGCUACUCCUGUCCUGAAGGUUCUUCAGGAAUCUUUUGGCAUUUAUCAGGGCUUUUUGACCACUAUUCACGCUGCUACUCGAUCCCAGCAAGUCCUGGAUGGGUACAGCAAGAAAGAUGUUCGUCUAGGACGUGGCGUUUUCAACAAUAUAAUUCCCGCUACCACCGGCGCUGCCAAGGCCGUUGCAUCCGUGUUGCCCGAGUUGAAGGGAAAGGUGACCGGUGUCUCCAUUCGUGUUCCUACACCCAACGUCUCCAUGAUCGAUCUCACAGUCAGCACUGAAAAGCCCACUUCCCUCGACAAAAUCAUUCACAAAUUCCGUCUCGCAGCUAAAUCGGAUAUGGCUGGCGUGCUCAGAGUCGCGGACCAGGAGCUGGUCAGCAGUGACUACAAUGGCAGCCCUUACAGUGCGAUCAUUGACGCCCCUGCGUGUGCAGAACUCAACCCUCAAUUUUUCAAGAUCAUGGCAUGGUAUGACAACGAGUGGGGAUACUCAAACCGAUUACUUGAUAUGACGACUUUGGUGCAUGCUCAGGAGGCUAAGUGA